AGUGUUUUUACUCGUCCAUUCAUCGCCCUUUCCAGGGCGGUCUGCACGAGGCCGUCGCGUUUGGUAGCGUUGCAAACCUCAUGCAGCACCUCUUUACACACGAUUUAAACACGAAUGACGUCAUGUAGCUUGGUAUGUGCUCUCCAUGUUUAACCGUGUGCUUCGCGUGAAGACAACAGCGGUGACCAAGUGAGCGCCGUUUUUAGUGCGUGGCCUGCUGCUGUUUUCGCUGGGUCCGAAAAUGAAUGGCGGCAUGGCGUCGGGGCCCAGUGAUCUCAACGGCAUCCAAGUUGAAAUCCCCUGCGUGGAUUUCGGACGGCUCUCGGCAAGGAUCGAGAGCAUUUCGCUGAAGUUUAAGGCCUGCGGAGUAGACCUGGACAAGCCGUGCAGCAAGAUUGCGGACAACGCGAGCCGCUGCUGGAUAACAGGGCACCUGCCUGCACUGAACGAAGCGAUGCGGGACGCUGCGAUGCAUUUGUUCGAACGUGCUCCCGGCAAGUUAGCUCUGAGCUCGGUUCCAGACGCCAACUUAGACCACCAGAACCCUGAGAGCACCCUCCUCGAAAGCGUCACGUUAGUGUAUUCGCUGCUGAAAGAGCACCGGUGCAUCACGCGCCUGGACGUGGGUAACACAGCAGUUUUGUUCUGCUACUUCCCUGUGCUGCUUUGCAAAGCACUGCCGCAGAACAAAGGACUUGAACAGGUACGAGUUCACCCCGACGACGUCAGAGGUGUUUGGCGCGACACGCGCGCUUUGACUAUCCUGUCGUCCGCCCUGGCAAAGCUGUCUCCGGGACUCGAUGUCUUGGAAGUCAACGAGCUAAUGCCGACUGUCGAGUCGGUGGGAGGUGUCGCUGAGGCGGUUAGGAAGGGCAGCUUGCGCCACCUCGUUAUUAAGAAUGGCACGUCGAGCAAGAUUGGGAGCAGAUUGUUCCGCGCCGUCAGGUAUUCUUCCUCAUUGAGCGUGCUCGAAAUCGGGGGUACCAAGAAACUAGCAUUAUCGAGCGCCGUCAUCUUGUCAGAUGCAUUGAAGCGUAACAAAACGCUCCGAAAACUUUCGAUAGAGUGGUUAGCAAAAGACGCGGUCGGAACGCUGCUCAAAUCCCUGAAAGAGAACACGACCUUGGAGGAGCUGUCACUUGUCUACUCGUACGACGAACCGAACUCCAUCCUUUGGGAAGGCUUCGAGGCUGCGCGUGUGAAUCGUGUACUUAAGUGCCUGAAGCUCGUUGGUGUUAAUUUGAUCAAUAGCUGCGCGCUAACCAUCGCAGAUAUUCUGAGGGAGAAUGACGCGCUUCAGGAAGUCUGCUUGUCCGAGAACAGCAUCACUGAUCUCGGAGCUAGCGCGCUAGCCAAGGCCUUGCAACAAAACUCGACCUUAAAGCGUCUGGACAUAUCUGAGUGCACGUUGAGUUGUGACGCCUUGUCCAGCUUCGUAGAAUCGCUCUCACUCAACACCACGGUCGAGUGCGUUCGACUCGGCGCUGUUGACGUUCCGGAGACUUGGACGCCGAGUUCGCCCCUUACUGCGAACCACUGCGCUCGCCUGGAUGUAACGUGGAACGCGUCUGGUCUGGAAGACUGGGCUGCGUCGCUACGACAAGGGGAACACCAUUUUUCUCGACUUUGCGUUGGCUGGACUGGGGAUGCCAAUUCGUCCGGCGUCAUUCACUGGUUUGCCGCUGUGAGCGCGAGUGGCGUUUUUCUCACAGAGCUCGUCAUCAACUGUCCCGCAGCAGUCGCUCAGGAGUGCAGCGAAGCUGUGGUGUCCUUUCUGGAGACCACUCGUUCUUUGAAGAAGCUUAGCGUGGAUUUGGCGGACCACUCUUAUAGCUAUGUGGCUGCCAUCGUACGAGGUCUUGUCCGUAACAAAAGCGUCAGCGAAGCCAAAUUCCGCCAGUCCUACCUCAUAGACCGUGUCGCCAAAGCGCUUCAAGAACUAUUGCGUACGAACCGGACCUUGCAACGUCUGGCGUUCAAGGCUUACUUAAACAGAGGGCAUGCCGUCCAGUCUCUGGCGCGCGCUUUGGAGGACAACUUUGUUCUUAUGUCGUUCGAUUUUGACGACCCGCCUCUCGUCAGCUUGUAUCCCAUCCUGAGCAUCCUUAACAGGAAUCAGUCGUUUCUCAAUCGUGCCGUCGACUGCGUGUUGAACUCUUCCGCGGAGGAUGACUCUAUACGGGCCCUGCGCCUUCUCUGCGAAAGUGAAUCGCUGCUCGACGCAGUUGUUGAAGUUUCGGGCAAGGGACGCGAUGAAUGCAGGAGCCUAGUGCAGGAAUCAGUUCGCCGCCUACAGAGCGCGUUGGAAAAUUUGUGACGUCGAAAGUGCUGUGGUGACGUUGUCUAGUAUAGAAA
Molecule: messenger RNA, 2355 nt
Organism: Dermacentor silvarum
Lineage: Eukaryota; Metazoa; Arthropoda; Arachnida; Ixodida; Ixodidae
Product: NLR family CARD domain-containing protein 3
Exons: 2
Coding region: 242-2317 (691 amino acids)
Source: RefSeq, a predicted model, not a curated record